Messenger RNA from Verruconis gallopava, 2198 nucleotides. RefSeq lists its product as uncharacterized. Gene Ontology annotation, biological process: regulation of transcription by RNA polymerase II. The transcript has a single exon. The coding region runs from base 160 to 1980 and encodes 606 amino acids. The record is from RefSeq and is a predicted model, not a curated record. Lineage: Eukaryota; Fungi; Ascomycota; Dothideomycetes; Venturiales; Sympoventuriaceae.
CACUUUUCACAAUGAGAUUCCCAAGCCACGAACGAAAACUUCAAUCCUGUCUACCAAACGUUCGAAACCCAAUCUAAAUAGUGCUUCGGACACUUUUUGGAAGCCGCCUGAAUUUCCCAUGAACAGCAUUCCCGACUCUCACGGCGACGUCACUUCGGUAUGGACCGCGCAAAGUCAGAACACUAUCGCGCGAUCGUGGAUAUGGGGAGCAAUGGAAUACGAUUCUCCAUCACCGAUCUGUCUCCGGCCACGGCUCGCAUCAUGCCGACCGUCUAUCAAGAUCGCGCCGGCAUAUCGCUUUACGACGCCCAGUGGAGCUCCGGCCAGAAAGGCCCCAUUCCGGACGACGUGAUUGCGGACGUGAUCCGAGCACUUGUUCGAUUCAAGCGCACCUGCGCGGAUUUUGGCGUCAAGGACGAGCACGUGCGCAUCGUGGCUACGGAGGCCACGAGGCAGGCGAUCAACUCCGAGGCGUAUCGUGCGAAGAUCAAGGAGGCUACGGGCUGGACGGUCGAAAUGCUGGCGAAGGAAGAAGAGGGCCGCGUCGGCGCCAUGGGCGUCGUGAGCAGCUUCUCUGCCGUCAGAGGAUUGAUGAUGGACCUCGGCGGCGGAAGCACGCAGAUCACCUGGCUCGUUGCUGAGAACGGUCAUGUACGGAUGAGCGACGCUGUCUCCGUCAGCAUGCCUUACGGCGCGGCGGCGCUGAUGAGACGCCUCACCGAGGCCAACAGGCUAGGCGGCAAAUCUCUUGAUGACCUCAGAGCCGAGAUCACAUCCAACCUCAAGGCUGCCGUGUUGACGAUAGCCAUACCACCAGAGAUUCUGGACACGCAAGGAACGGAGGACGGCCUGACAUUGUAUCUAUCCGGGGGCGGCUUCAGAGGAUGGGGCUUUGUGCUCAUGUCACAACAUCCAGUUUCUCCCUACCCCAUCCCAAUCAUAAAUGGCUUCAAAGCCUCGAUCGCCACCUUUCGAGACACGAGCCUGGUCAAGGCUGCAGCCGCAGCCGAUGACGACAUAUUUCGAGUCUCAGAGCGUCGUGCCUCCCAGGUGCCCGCUGUGGCUCUCCUGGUGUCAUGCAUGGUCGACGCACUUCCGGACAUCAAAACCGUUCGCUUCGCCCAGGGUGGUGUAAGGGAAGGUAGCCUGUUCAAAGACUUUGACGCGAAGACGAAAGAGGAACAUCCACUCGUUACGGCGACCUCUCUCUUCACCAAUGACUCAACGGGAUCUUUACUUCAUUUGCUUCAAGCCGCAUCCCCCGGAGGACCCUCCCUUGCAAAAGACCUCAUUAUGGCUCUGGGACAAAGCUUGUACAUCCACAACUCGCUUAACAAAGAUCUCAAGUCUGCGGCGGCACUUCGGAGCACGACCACCGGUGCACUAGCUGGCGUUCACGGGGCUUCUCAUGAUGAACGCGCUGCUCUUGGCGUGAUGCUGUGUGAACGAUGGGGAGGGCUUAGCGACCUCCCACCUGGCGAGGCAAGUUUCUAUCAAAGGCUUUUGCAGCUGCUUGGCCCUGAGUCUUCUUGGUGGUGCAUUUACUACGGCCGUAUUGCUGCUACUAUUGGGGAGGUCUAUCCUGCUGGCGUAGUUCCCCCUGGGCGCAAAAAAUUACUCAUCACAUCGUCAUGGGUGGAUAAAGAAACGUCUAGGGCAGACCUCAGUAACGGAGAGAUGAAAUUGAAAGUGAAAGAAAAGUUGAAGGACAAAGUCAAAGAUAAAUGGAAGGACAAAAAGCAUAAAGGCAAGAGCUCGGAUGACGAGGAGGAGGACCUGAGAAAAUCUCAGAAGUCUCUCAAGAUAGUAUUCGAUUUCGGCCCGGAUCUUGAUUCAAUUCUACUAACAGAAGGUGUCCAAAAGGCCCUACGUGCAGUAGAAAAGCUCGGUAAGAAGAAGAAUUGGCCUGGUGAUUGGGGUUGCAAAAUUGAUCUCAGGAUCAAGAGUUUGAACUUGAACGACAUGUCUAUGAGUGAAUAAUGGUUUUCAAAUCAGACACACAACUAUUUCUUUUAACGAUAGCGAAAUGCUUGAUAUGCCGGGCAUAUAAGACGCCUGCAAUGCUUCGUUGUAUCUUCACUCCCCACAACACCUCCUGUGCAUCUUAGCAUGCUGUUCAUACCUUGCGACUACAUGCUUAUGGAAUCCUUAGUCCAGUCUACAGACGCCGGAAAAAAUACACGUAUGCAAAUUUCUUC